AUGAUAUCCCAUCUUUUAAAUCAUUGUCUGCCUAUGUUAUUUCCUAACCUCGUCCCUUCCUGCCCUCCCCUCACUUACUCUGGCCUCCCUGAAAGGGAGUACUAUUCCAGCCGCACUGGCCUUCUUGCUCUUCCUGAAAUGUCCCAGGCACACGCUAAUGGCCUCAGGGCCUCUGCCAGGGUCACCCUUUCCUUGGACAGUCUCAUGGCCCAUGUCUUUGCUUCUUUAAUGUCUUUGGUCAUGCAUCAUCCCUUCUUUAAGAACCUCGUCCUGAUCACUUUCUAUGAAAUUGCAACUCAUCCCACCUGGUGCCCCCUUUCCUUUGUUAUAUUGUUUCAUUGCACUGAUAAUUUCUAA
Rangifer tarandus platyrhynchus (Svalbard reindeer) is the source of this 357-nucleotide messenger RNA. The record is from the annotation of a GenBank genome assembly. NCBI's taxonomy places the organism in Eukaryota, Metazoa, Chordata, Mammalia, Artiodactyla, Cervidae.